Molecule: messenger RNA, 2496 nt
Organism: Colletotrichum orchidophilum
Lineage: Eukaryota; Fungi; Ascomycota; Sordariomycetes; Glomerellales; Glomerellaceae
Exons: 4
Coding region: 1-2496 (831 amino acids)
Source: RefSeq, a predicted model, not a curated record
AUGCGCUUUUCCUCGUUGCUAGUCGUCGCAGCGACGGCGAGCGCUUCUACAUUGACUCCUCCUGUCCUACCUUUAAUUGUCCGCAAUCCGUACCUGAGCACAUGGCUAGGUAACGCUCGUGAUGCGCCUUGGGAACAAUGGCCCUAUUUCUGGACCGGCUCCAGCCUCGGCUUCUCGGUGAUGGCUUCAGUGCCCGACACCAGCACCGUAUAUCCUUUGCUUGGGCGGCCCCAGGAUUCUUUGCCCCUAUCCUCCAAAUACUAUAAUGUAUCUGUCCCGUCAUAUUUGGGCGCAACCUUCGACGCUUCCACCACGAACUUAUCAUACUCGAUUCCUCCUCCUCCCGGAACGUCCGCGCCCGUGAAGGUCGUGCUCUCCUUCCUCUCGCCCAUCACGCCCACCUCAACCUUCCGACAGUCGAUCCCUGCUGCGUAUUUGACUGUCCACGCUGAAGGGCCUUUCGACAUCAACAUUUACACUGAUGUCAAUGGUGAAUGGGUCAGCGGCAACAGGGACAGUAGCAUAAUCUGGGAGCUGAGCAAAGCAAAGGCCUCGCACAAGCAAAGCGCUGCCCUCAAGACCUGGCAAGUUGGCAGACAGUACCCGCAGCUGCUUACCGAGUUUGCCGACCACGCAGAAUGGGGUACUCUGCACUUCACUGGUCCGGCCGACGUCUCUCACCAGGCUGGCACAUCCGCCAAGCUUCGCCAGCAAUUUGCGACCAAGGGCUCCCUGACCAACGAAGUUGAUACCUCAUACAGGAAGAUCAUGGACGAUGAGCCAGUUUUUGCCUUCUCCAAGGCUUUCCACCUGAGUAGCAAGACUGGCAGCGAGUCUGCAUCUGGUGACAGCAUUCUAUUCACGUUUGCUCUUGUCCAGGAACCCGUCGUUCAGUUCGCGGCUGCCAGGGGACUGACACAGAUGCGUCCGCUGUGGUCCUUCUACUUUGCCACCCCGGCUGAGUUGAUCCAAUACCAUUACGAUGACUUUUCUGCGGCUAGCCUGCUCGCAGGGAACUAUUCGAACCAACUCGCUAUCGAUGCAUUUGCUUCUGGGUCACAAGACUACCAGGAUAUUGCUGCGGUGUCAGCUCGUCAGGUCCUUGGCGCAACCCAGUUCUCUGGAACCCCUGAUGACCCGAUCCUGUUCCUCAAAGAGAUCUCUUCCAACGGAAACUUCCAGACGGUCGACGUGAUUUUCCCCGCGUUCCCCUUUUUCCUGUACACGAACCCUCGCUGGCUCGCGUACCUGUUGGAGCCUCUGCUGGAACACCAGCUCAGCGGACAGUAUCCCAAUGAUUACAGCAUGCAUGACCUGGGUGCCCAUUUCCCGAAUGCGACUGGACAUCCCGAUGGAAAGGACGAAUACAUGCCCGUGGAGGAGUGCGGGAACAUGCUCAUCAUGGGUUUGGCACUUGUCAAUGCCUUCAAGUAUGAUACUCAGCCGGCUUUCCUCAAAUCCGUCGAUGAGCAUGCGCACCCCCAUAUGUCUUUCGAGGCGGAGAUCAGCAGUAUUCGACCAUGGGCGCUCUCCAUGGAUUCUUACGGCAUAGACCGUUGCUCGGCCGUUGCUGCCAUGAGGGGCUCGAAAGAGGCAGAGAAAUGGGUGUCCAGAUCUUACGAGCUCUGGACAAAGUGGACAGGAUACCUGGUUCGCGAAUCACUGAUUCCGGCCAAUCAGCUCUGUACGGAUGAUUUCGCUGGAUGGCUUUCGAACCAGACAAACCUAGCCCUGAAGGGUAUUAUUGGUAUCAAGGCGAUGGCCGAGAUUUCUAAUGUUCUGGGCAAGACGGAUGAUUCCAAAUACUACGCGGACAUCGCGGCCGACUACAUUGACCAAUGGCAAGACUUUGGCAUUUCCAGGGAUGGCACCCACGCGAAGCUGGCCUACACCUGGUAUGGUUCUUGGACGACGAUCUAUAACCUCUUUGCAGACUCGCUUCUCUGCUUCCACUUGCCCGAGGAGAAGAAGUCAACCCUCAGCGGACAAGUCACCCGGUGGUUCCAGAAGGCCUUUGGCGUCGAUACGCACUCGACGUUUGUACCGGAUAAGGUGUAUAGCAUGCAGAGCAACUGGUACCAUGCCGUGUUGCAGCACUAUGGGCUCCCGCUCGAUAGUCGCCAUCUCUACACGAAGAGCGAUUGGCAGUUCUUCGCCGCGGCAGUAUCUAGUAAGAAGACUCGGAUGGAGAUUCUCCAGAGUGUUGCAACAUGGGUCAACGAGACCACAACUGACCGACCAUUCACCGAUCUUUACGAAACGGAAGGCACCGGUGGUUGGCCUGGCCCUCACUUUAUGGCUAGGCCCGUCGUCGGAGGCCAUUUCGCCUUUCUGGCACUAGAAAGGGCUUGCGGGGGCAGGGCAGUAGAGGCAUUGAGCUUCUUAAACGAGCCUGCGGCGUUUGCGGAGGUUGAUGUUGGCAAGGCACUGGAGGCCGAGAUCAUCAGCGGAGGUGUCCUGGGUAAGGAUCAACAGGUCAUCAUGGAGGAUUUGUAA